AUGCCCUUCCACAUUCCUCAUCAUCACCGGCAAGCCUCCGAGCCUCAGACUCCCCACGACAACCACUUUUCGCUGUCCCAUGCUCUCUACUCGGCAGGGCACGCUUUGACUUCGAUCGGCCAUCCUUCACACGACCAAUACCAACACCCACAGCAGCAGCAGCAGCAGCAGCACAACCAACAACACCCAAAUCAAAGUCAAAAGCAGCAGUGGCCCGCUCAAGCCCCUCCCCUUCCUUCCGCCCAGUCCACUGGCAUCUUGCCCACCACGGCGUCCGACCAAAACAGAUCCAACACCAAUGGCAAUACAACGGCCACCGUGAUCCCCUACCGCUCUGGGCCCCCUCAAUACGAGAAUCAGUACUCGGGCCUUAGGCGCUCGCUGACCGUUGGCCGCCAGUCCGACGAUCUUCUGCUCAACACCAACCCUCCUCCGCCCUCCGCCAUGAGCGACCUCCACCACUAUGGUGCUCCGCCAGCAUAUGGUGCUCCUCUACCUGCACCAGGAGAUCAGGCUUUGUCAAUAAAUAUUGACCCUUCCACCCCUCAACACCCCUCCAGCUCUGCCGCCAACCUCCAGGCCAAUCCCAUUCCUGGCACUCUCCAGCCCGGCCUAGUCAACAGACCUGCCCCUAAUCCUGCUCAACUGGGUGCGAGCAGUGUCGCUCCCAGUCUUCCUCAGUUGCCUCAAAUAUCUACUCAGUUGCAACAGCCUGUGCUCACCGGGAGACCCUCCACAAUGAAUCAUUCCCACAGCUAUUCGCGCUCGAGUCCGGGUGUCAUGGACCAGCCCAAGUACAAACCAUUUACAAACCACACUCCCGAACAGGGGAAAUAUAGCUCGACCUCGAGUGCCUAUGUUCCUAGCACGCCGCUUGGUCCUUCCUCAUACUCUCCUCUCGCCCUCGCCGAUGUACGUCUUCGCGGAGACACCAAUUUCUCCGACAUCCCCUUCAGUCCCAAUUUGGCUCCAGAAAGCGACAUCGGCCAGUAUCCUCGAAAUAGUAACUACGCAGCGCCUUGGCCGAUAUAUGCUGUUGACUGGUGCAAGUGGCCUCCUCGGUCAAACAAUGGCUCCGCUGGCAAAAUCGCGAUCGGUAGCUAUUUGGAGGACAAUCACAAUUAUAUUCAGAUAUUAGACGCUCAAAGGUCCCAGAUUGACUCAGAAAACCCACAUGCUGAAAGAGGGUUGGAGUUCAUCAAGACUGCAGAAGCCACACACGCAUAUCCUGUUACUCGGAUUUUGUGGGAACCUCCUUCGUCCAACAAGCAGGCUACUGACCUGCUAGCGACCUCCGGUGACCACUUGCGAUUGUGGUCGUUGCCCAAUGAUCAACACGCCUAUCAAUCCAACACCCUAUCCCGUUCAAAUAGCACCAACACUCCGCCUCUGCAAAAGCUCUCCCCCUUGGCUCUUCUCUCCAAUUCAAAGUCCCCUGAACAUACAGCGCCGAUAACGUCGUUGGACUGGAAUGUUGUCCAGCCUUCUUUAAUCAUUACUUCUUCCAUUGAUACCACUUGCACCAUAUGGGACAUUCCAACUCUCACCGCCAAAACACAGCUCAUCGCACAUGACAAGGAGGUCUAUGACGUUCGAUUUUGCGCAAACAGCGUUGACGUAUUCGUAUCCUGUGGAGCAGAUGGGAGUGUCAGAAUGUUCGACCUAAGAAGUCUUGAGCAUAGCACCAUCAUUUACGAACCUUCAGAGAAACAGCAAAAUAAGGACUCAUCCGAUCCCUUAUCCUCUUCACCGACCCGAACACCCUCAAACCUUCCCUUCCCGCCUCCUUUACUACGUAUUGCCGCCUCUCCCCACGAUGCUCAUCUCCUCGCCACUUUUAGUCAAGAUUCAUCGGUCAUCCGCGUUCUUGACGUCCGUCAGCCGGGCCAAGCCUUACUUGAACUCAAGGGUCAUGGCGCAUCGGUAAAUUGCAUAGACUGGAGUAAUUCUCAACGCGGUGUCCUCGCUUCUGGGGCUGACGAUUGUUGUGUCUUGCUUUGGGAUCUAAUGGGCUCCAGUGCGAGUGGAAUCGGCAACCAAACAGCAGGUAUUACCGCACCGGCCAGCGCCACUGGUACCGCACAGCCCGGAGGCACAGGUCAGGAGAGAGGCCCGAGCGCUGUGUGGGAAUGCGCCCAUGAGGUUGCCAAUUUGAGCUGGGCCCCCGGUAUGGGAACGCUAGGUGUUUGUGGUGGAAAGGGACUCUGGGGUGUUCAAUUAUGA
Messenger RNA from Exophiala aquamarina CBS 119918, 2223 nucleotides. RefSeq lists its product as uncharacterized. Gene Ontology annotation, cellular component: nucleus. Bases 1 to 2223 code for a protein of 740 amino acids. Lineage: Eukaryota; Fungi; Ascomycota; Eurotiomycetes; Chaetothyriales; Herpotrichiellaceae. The record is from RefSeq and is a predicted model, not a curated record. The transcript has 3 exons. Gene Ontology annotation, molecular function: protein binding.